GAGAGGAGGAUUGGAUCAAAAUGAUUGGCAAGAUUGAUGGAUUGUCGGCCACUCAUAGUUUGACCCAUUCUCUCUGUUUUGUCGCCUCCAUCUCUCAGCUUACCUCUCUGCUCGGUGCUUCCCAUCCUCCUCUCUCUUUUCAGCUUUCUUAUUACCUCACCAUCAAUGGCUUCUUUUUCAGCUUCUUCUCUCAGCUUCCACCUACCGCCGAAUCCACAUUCCAAGAUUAACCAGGAAGACGGCGGCGCUGAUAGGGACUCCAUGCUUUGGGGCUCUGCCUCCAACCGCUCAUCUUUGAAAUCCUCCUUCAUCUCUCCCCUACCUCAGAUUCCCUCCACAAGGAAGCAAAAGUGUGCUGUUGCAGCUGCCCCCAAGUUCUCCCUGCGCGUCGCUUCCAAACAAGCCUAUAUCUGUCGUGAUUGCGGGUACAUUUACAACGAUAGAACUCCUUUUGAGAAAUUGCCUGAUAACUAUUUCUGUCCUGUCUGUGGUGCUCCUAAGCGACGAUUUAGACCUUAUGAGCAAUCAGUGACUAAAAAUGAUAACGAAUUUGAUGCGAGGAAGGCAAGAAAGGCGCAGAUUCAGAAAGAUGAAGCUAUUGGGAAGGUGCUGCCUAUUGCCGCUGCAGUGGGAAUCGUGGCACUUGUAGGUUUAUACCUGUACCUGAAUAGCGUCUUUUAGAUCGAGUGGCUUGCUCGAUGACGGGGGCUUGACAUCAUUUGUUUCAUCAUUUUCUUCCCGAGGCUGUUUUUUAUUGAUUUAAAUAUUAAAUGUAUUUUUUCGACCCACUUUCCGAAAACACUGGCAAAUUGUUUAUUGAGCGUUUAUUUACACUCAGCAGAAUAGCCAUUGGAUCAUAUAUGAACUGCCCAUCGCCUUACCUUAGUUUAUGUACCUGUGGAUGUGGCUUUGGGUGUAAUACUGACUUUGGGGUGAUUAUAUCUUGGAAGAUUUUGUUUAACCAGUUCUUUCAUGGACUGGACAA
Messenger RNA from Cucurbita maxima (winter squash), 985 nucleotides. RefSeq lists its product as uncharacterized. The coding region runs from base 166 to 681 and encodes 171 amino acids. The transcript has 5 exons. The record is from RefSeq and is a predicted model, not a curated record. NCBI's taxonomy places the organism in Eukaryota, Viridiplantae, Streptophyta, Magnoliopsida, Cucurbitales, Cucurbitaceae. Gene Ontology annotation, molecular function: iron ion binding.